UUAUUUGAAUAAAUGAAAAAUAUGAAACAAAAAUAUAACAAGCACCCCUUAAAUUUUUUGUUUUUCAAAUUAAAACAACUUUUUUCCUUUCUCUCCGAUGUACCAAGUCCGCCUGAACGACAGCGUAUGCAAAAACCUCUCUACCACUCCCGUGUACAUUGCUGCUAAUGCUAUUACUGUUUGCUUUUGCUUCUUCACAAUUAUCGUGGUUCAAUUUGAGAGAACACUCUGCAAUCAUAUCGGUCUGUCCGGAUUUACUCACAGGCGUGUGAACUGUAGAAGAAGUAAAGAAAGAUUGGGUUCUUCUUAAGUGAUACGCUAGUAACCCAUGUGAUUUACUGUUAUUGCAGCCUCAGUUGUUGUUGGUGAUAUAUAUGGUGGCUUGAAAUGGAAAAUUGUGGAUAAUCCUUCAUUCCAAAAAGGUGGUGGUGACGACAAUGCACUCUUUUCUGAAACUAAGCAAAUGCAAUCAACUUUUUCAAGUCUCUUGCAAGAGACCUUCGAUUUUUCUCCUUGUUGUUUGUAUGUCAUCCAGCAUUUCUGAAGUUGAAAGAAUUACCAAAAUUAUUAAUGAUAAUUCCUUUCCCAAUGAAUCGCUGUACCCCACUCUACUGAAGCAUCUCAACCCAGCAGCCCUUUCUACUGACUUUGUAGAGAAUGUUCUUGGCCGCCUGUUCGCAGCUCAUUCCAAUGGCCUCAAAGCCUUGGAGUUCUUCAGAUUUUCUCUCCGUCAUUCCCAUUUUAAUCCAAGUUCAUUUGCUUUUGAGAUGACUCUCCAUAUCCUUGCACGGAUGCGUUAUUUUGAGAAAGCAUGGGAAUUGAUGAUGGAAAUUGGAAAAUCACACCCUUCCUUGCUCACUCUUAAGUCGAUGGGCAUCAUGCUAUCUAAAAUUGCAAAGUUUCAGUCUUAUGAAGAUACUCUCGAAGCAUUUAAAAGGAUGGAAAAGACAGUAUUUGUUGGAAAAACAUUUGGCACUGAAGAGUUCAAUGUACUCCUUCAAGCAUUUUGUAGUCAAAGGGAGGUGAAAGAGGCACGUUCAGUGUUUCAAAAGAUGCAUGAUCAGUUUAAUCCUAAUACUAAGACCAUGAAUAUUUUGCUACUUGGAUUCAAGAAAGCAAGGGAUAUUACUGCGAUGGAAUUAUUUUACCAUGAGAUUGUUCGAAGAGGCUUCAAGGCAACCUCUUUAACUUAUAAUAUUCGGAUUGAUGCUUAUUGUAAGAAAGGUUAUUUUGGUGAUGGUUUGAGGAUUUUUGAAGAAAUGGAAAAGGAUAAUUGCCCGCCUACAUUGGAGACUAUAACUACUUUGAUUCAUGGCGCAGGGGUUGCUCGAAACAUACAUAAGGCCAGACAUUUAUUUGAUGAGAUUGGCAAGAGAAACUUGAAGCCUGAUACUGGGGCUUAUAAUGCCCUGAUCAGCUCACUGGUUAAAUGCAAAGAUAUCGAGUCUGCCAUGAGGUUGAUGGACGAGAUGGAAGAGAAGCAUAUAGGGAGAGAUAGUGUUACCUAUCAUACAAUCUUCUUUGGAUUGAUGAAACUAAAUGACACAGAAGGAGUUUGUGAUCUUUAUCAUAGGAUGAUAAGCAAAGAUUUUGUUCCAAAAACACGAACUGUAGUCAUGUUGAUGAAAUUCUUUUGUGUGAAUAGUCGGCUCGAUUUGGGUUUGGCUUUCUGGCAAUACAUGCUGGAUAAGGGAUAUUGUCCUCAUGGUCAUGCGUUGGAUCUGUUAGUAACAGGACUGUGCUCUCGAGGAAGGCUGCUGGAAGCAUACGAAUGCUCAAAGCAAUUUGUGGAGAGAGGAAUGCGUAUGAGUGAAGUAGUAUACCGGAUGUUGGAGAGGUCUUUACAGCAAUCUGAUUUCACUGACAAGUUGAGGGAGCUCGACCAAAUGAUUAAAAAAUUGCAAUCUGUUUUGCCCCCAUCUAAGGGGCAUGCUUUGGCUUAUUCUUGCACCACAGAAUCUUGUGUGUUCAAUUCUCAAUUUAGUGUUAAAGCAGAAGGUUAACAUGGCUAAUAUAGACCUUGAAUCAACUAUUCUGUGCUCUGUUUGCUGGGAGGAUGUUUCAGAUUGUGCUUGUUCUGCAUUUAACUCAUCAGGUUCGAUGCUCCAACUUGCUGACAAGUUGAAAAUGACAAUUGGUGAGGUUUUAAGAUGAUAAUCAUGAAAGUAACAUAAAUGAAGUUACUAAUGAUAAGAUUUUUCCGAUGAGGAUAUCCAUCUGCCAAUGGUAAUGAUUGAGCACGGGGAGCUACCAGUCAUGUCUAUCUGAUGGUCAAUUUGUUCUUAUGUCCUAAUAAGCAAGAGCUCUUUUAUACUAAGAGUUAUAAUCCUUUAAUUUAAUUUUUUGGUGAUGUAGAUUUAACAUAUUCUAACUUGAAUUAAGUUUUAGUGAUAAAAAAUUUUCUUAUUCUACUGUGCAUAUUUGUUUGUGCAUUUGUUUCUCUUAUGAACUUUAUACUCUUUUUUCUCUGAGCUUUUUUUUUUUUUUGGUUGGACAAGUAUUUUACGUAUUGAUUCUGUUAUGUGGGGCGUAAUUCUCAACUUUAGAAUGAGAUAAACAUUUGUCAAUCUAAGUAUGAGGUAUUCAGCUUUUUUAUUUUGAAACUAAUGUUAAACCAUCCGUGGAAAUGCACCAAAGAACAUUACUACUAUGUUUAAGCUUUAAAGUGUCUUACUAAUCAUACUCAUCAUGUUUAAGAGGCAGUGUAAGGGAGAGAAGAUGGAGGCAUAUGUGCCAACUAUUGAUUUAUUCUUAUUCUGCAUCAAAUGUACUAGAAGCUGAGGUAAUUACUACACUUUAAGUGAUUAUGUUAGACUACUGGCUACCAAAUUUAUGAUCUCUCUCGGUUAAUUUUGUGGAUCUUUCCAGAAGUAUCAUGCCUGUGCCUUAUAGCAUGUUUCACAUUUAAAAUUUUCUAGAUAUACAAUUUUAAUUUCAAUAGAUCUGCCCACCAUUGAACUUAUUAAGACUUCUCCUAUUUUUAGUGAUCUUGUUUUGUAUAGUAACAGGUUGAUUAGGAACCAUUAUUACACAAGCAACAGAUCUGCCAACAGCCUUUUAUGGUAACUUGAUAGUUCAGCAAAUCUUUUCGUACUAGCUAUAAUGAUAAAAUGUUUUCCUCUAUGUAUACUUUUACAUAUCAUGUUGAUUUUCUUAUUGGGAUGAAGUUGAUGGAUAAUUUGUGGAAGAUGCAAACGAUAAGGUCCUGCUUUGCUUUACAUUGCUGAUUGAUGGUUGGUGACUAUAUUCAAGGUUAAUGAUUAUCUCUAAUGCUGUUGACUCAAUAUAAUAACUGAGGCAAGGAAGCUUCUAGCAGCAGGACAAGGUUGUCUUUUUUUUUAUUUAGUUGUGAAGGUAGGGAGAUUCUUAACAUUCAUGAGAAGAAAUUUAGGUUUCUCUGUUACAUCAUUCAAUGAAUUGUAGUUUAGCCCUACCUUUCAAACAAAUGCACAUCAUUUCUUUUUGUUGUUGUUUAACAUCUUAAUGCAUCAGUGAUCUCUGAAAUUAAUGUCAACAAAAGGUAGCUAGGUGAGUGUUCAUGAUGUUGUUUGCUGGAAAUUUUAUGCAUGGAUGGCCUCUUAAAUGAAUCAGUCACCACAGGACCACAGAGUGUUCAUCAGCAAAGUUGUCAUGGAUAUUGUCAACCUUGAGGAAAGUCAGAACAGGGUCAACAUCAACAUAUAGGACAACUCUGAAACCCCUGAUUGCUUGGGGCAAUUCAAAGGUGCUGCACAAUAUCUACUAUGAAGAGAGAGCCUUCUGACCAAAGAUAAUGUGAAGUUCCAUUACUUCAUCAGCAGUAUCAGUGACUAAAUAAUUAUUGGAAGUUCUUCAAAUGAUCAAAUUGAAAGGCAUAGUAGUUCUAUAUUUCUUUGCUUUCCACUUGGCCUAUGAUGGGUAGGCCACCAACUGAUGUAUAUUUCUUAUAGUGGCAGUGGGUAGCUUUUAUGUGAAAAACUCUUAUAUGUGUAGAUUAUUAUUGAAGUGUACAAUUUUGUUUUAUCCAUUUUAAAAAUAAAACAAUAUUAGUCAUUAUUUUUA
Ricinus communis (castor bean) is the source of this 4041-nucleotide messenger RNA. RefSeq names its product pentatricopeptide repeat-containing protein At3g61360. The record is from RefSeq and is a predicted model, not a curated record. Bases 438 to 2003 code for a protein of 521 amino acids. Lineage: Eukaryota; Viridiplantae; Streptophyta; Magnoliopsida; Malpighiales; Euphorbiaceae. Gene Ontology annotation, molecular function: protein binding. The transcript has 5 exons.